Rhincodon typus (whale shark) is the source of this 2727-nucleotide messenger RNA. It is a transcript of the gene lrrc45, whose product is annotated as leucine rich repeat containing 45. Gene Ontology annotation, molecular function: protein binding. Gene Ontology annotation, cellular component: centrosome. The record is from RefSeq and is a predicted model, not a curated record. The coding region runs from base 406 to 2430 and encodes 674 amino acids. The transcript is spliced from 18 exons. Lineage: Eukaryota; Metazoa; Chordata; Chondrichthyes; Orectolobiformes; Rhincodontidae.
UUCCCAUCAUGCGCCGCUGCAUGGAUACAGGGUGGCAGUGCAGAGUGUGAGUGGCGGCGGUGAAAGUUGGCAUGAUUACAUAUACUUUAUCCUGAUCACAAACAGUCGUUUUACUCGUGUCAGCUAUAGGCGGCUAGCUGGUUUAGUUAGUACCAUACCCCCCACCCCGGUAGCAAAGCAACAGCUUGCGGUGUUGGUAUCAGGUAACGGGAGAGACUGAUGGCCGGAAGUGAGACUGUCCUCUUCCACCGGCGCUAUGCAGUUUUGAAUCUGACCGUCUGGGAACCGCUUUCUCCAAGCUUCAUCACUCGCUUUUUGAGUUCCGGUUAUUUGGCAUCGAUUGUUUGAAGAGUAAUAUUAUGUUGAUAAACUGAAGCAAGUUCAAAUGUGACAGAUACUUUAAUUAUGGAUGAUUUCAAGAGAACUUACCUUUGCCUUUGUAAAGAAGCUGGUAUUGAGCCACAGGAAUGUAUUCUGAAGCAAUUGCAUGAUGGUUGUAAUGAGAACUUAAGGAAAAGGCUGGAUCUCUCUACACAGUCUCUAUCUGUUGACACAUGUGCUGUCCUGGGAAAGGUUUUAACGAAUGACAUAGUGUUCACAGAGAUACUUCUCUGUGACUGCAUGCUAAGUGAAGAAGGUGCCAAACUGCUUUUGUAUGGAUUCUGUGUAAACACUACAAUCCAGACUUUAGACAUGAAGGGUAAUAAUCUACGAGCGGCUGGAGCUGAAGCACUGGGGAAAUUAUUGCGGCAUAAUAAAUCUCUCAAAAAUUUGAUAUUGGAAUGGAAUGCUCUUGGAAUGUGGGAAGAAGGAUUUUGUAUAUUCUGUGAGGGAGUCAGAACCAACAAAUGUCUUAAACGUCUGGACCUACGCAAUAACCAGAUCAACCACCAGGGUGUAGGAGAGCUGGCAUUGGCCUUAAAACACAAUGAUGCACUGGAGGAACUCGACCUUCGCUGGAAUAAUGUUGGCCUCUUAGGCGGUCGAGCAUUACUUUGUGCAUUACAACAAAACAAAACCUUAACGCGUCUAGAACUGGCUGGAAAUAACAUCCCCAGUGAUUUAUUGAAAGCUAUAGAGCAAGCAGUAAGUCAUAACUCAGACUGUCAAACAACCUUGAGAGAGAGCAGAUCACGUUCAAAAGUCCUCAGCAAUGAGAUCCAGUGUUUGAAAGUGGAGAAAAACAAGCAGUUCCUGAACAUGAUGGGUGUAAUUGAUCAACAAAAGGAGGAAUUGACACGAAGCAGUAGGAAUGCUGCAAUGCAAGUUGGACAGCUACAGGAAGCACUAACUGAGAAGAGUUCUAUCAUCAAUUCUUUGCGAGCAAAAGUGCAAAUGACAGAUGCUGCUUUAACAUUAUCAGAACAAAAGUCAAAUAACCUGAAAGAGCUCUUAGAGAAGACAAAAUUGGAAAAUUUUGCAUUAAAAGAGAGACAUUCAAAGGAGCUUAAGAAAGAGCAAGAGGAAGCAUGUAAUCGAGAAGCAAAGCUGGCUAGGGAGUUAAAUGCAGCAAAUGGAAAAAACAUGGAACUCAAAAACAAGAUGGAUGAAUUGGAGCGAAGAUGUAAAGUCCAGCAUGAUCAGAUUUGCCACCUGAAACAAGAAUUGGUCAAUGUGACUGCUGAGAUGAAGCAGAGAAUAGUCCAGACUGAGGAGCGCCUUGAAGUUGAGAAGAAGAGAUUUAAGCAACUCCUGGAUGAUUCAGAAGUAUUAAGAAAGAAGGAGGUGGAGCACAUGAACUUACAGAUGCAAGAGAAUGAGCAGUGUCUGCAAGACAGAAUUCAGAAACUUGAAAAUAUUAGAAUUCAGCUAGAAACAGAGCUGAGCCAUCUAAAGGCAUCUGUUGUAACUCAUCGAGCACUAGCUGAAGAGGAGUUGAUAAAAAUGAAGAACCAAAUUCGAUUGGAGGAGCAAGAGCGAUUGGUCAGCUUUGAAGAGAAACUUCAUCUCGUUAGCCAGUCACGUGAUGAAUGCCAAAAUCGAUGUACUAUGCAAAAGCAAACCAUCAGUGACUUACAAGCAAAGAAUAACAAGUUUACUUUUGAAGUUGAAGGUUUAAAGCGCCGCAUUGAAGAACUCACUCAGGAAUUAUCUGGUAAGGACCAAGAGAAAGUUGCAGAGGUUAAUAAUGUACGGGUAGAACUCCAGGAGCAAAUUGGUCAUCUGCAUGCAGAACGAAUAGCACAGGAAGGACUCAAAGAGAAGAUUUCAGCUUUAGAAAGACAACUGAAAGUACAGUCAAGUAAUCACCGAGAUGCCAUGUUGGAUAAAGAGAGCGAAAUUAGCUCUUUAUUGGAAAAAGUCCGACUGAAAGAGAACGAAAUUGUGCGAAUGAAAGAAGACGAAGCACAACGAGCUAGUUUCCUACAUAAUGCGAUCAUUUCCUAUGUACAUAGCUCUCCAUAUGGUGCUCAGUGUACAAAGAAAUGAAACUUUACAGCAAAAUGAAAAGUCGGCAACAAGUAAAGAGAGGCAGAUUUUUUUCCAAAUUUCAGAUUACAAAGUGGUGCAAAAUUGAAGGUGGAAUAAAAAUGAUAGGUUUAGGGAUGAAAGAUUAUGCUUUGAUCUAGGUAAUAUCAAGCUUCAAGAAUGGAAUGAUACUGGCAAAUACUUGAUGCACUGUUCAUACCCAGAAAAGGGUUUCUAAAUUUGUGAUCUGAAUGAGCAGAACUGAAGUUUUGAGAUCACUACGUUAUAAAGUUUGAGAAAAGGAACAGGCCUGAAAAA